AUGACUGGAGGUUCGUCAAGCCCGGGCCUUGAAUACGACAACUUGGAGGCCAGAAUGAACGCGCCGCUGGGGGCAUGGCCCGGUGACAUGGACAUUGCUGACCUCGACGGGGAGCAAUUCUCCGCGACCGAGCAUGCGAUCGUCCGCUCGACCCGAGACAACCAGCACGUCUUCAAGUAUUACUACAGCCUCACCGGCGAGGAUUUGACCCCACGGAUUACGCGCGAAAUGCGUAUGAUGCUGCUGGCGGGUGAAGACAUCUCCGUGAAGGUCGAGGGCCGACUAAUCGUUGGCGGCAUACUUGAAGGGUUCGUCAUGCCCCGCGAAACUGUCCUUGACCUAGAGCGCCCCAAGGACAUAAAGCGUGGUUGGAUAGGGCAACUGCAGAGUCUGGUGUCCAAUAUGCACAACAAGGGCAUCCUCCAUGGCGACAUCAAGCCCACCAACGUUCUUGUUACAGCCAGCGGAAGACUCGUGUUGUGCGACUGGGCGGCAGCGCAACUCAAAGCGGAAGCAAAAGCUCCCAACGAGGGGACAAGUGCAUACCAGAGUCCAUGGAGAUGCCGCCAUUACGAGCUUCCUCUCUGCGAAUCCGACGACCUGUACGCCCUCGGCAUAUCAAUCUGGGAAAUUUGGCUCGGUAAACUGCCGUUCAGCCUUGAGCGGCAGGAAUAUUCGCUAGAACAACAGAUCGCCAAUGGGCUCAAGCCUGACCUUGAUGCCGUCGACGACGAGAACAUACGCAGCUUAAUUGAAAUGUACCUGAACUCGCAGCCCUAA
Molecule: messenger RNA, 780 nt
Organism: Mycena indigotica
Lineage: Eukaryota; Fungi; Basidiomycota; Agaricomycetes; Agaricales; Mycenaceae
Product: Kinase-like protein
Exons: 2
Coding region: 1-780 (259 amino acids)
Biological process (GO): protein phosphorylation
Molecular function (GO): ATP binding; protein kinase activity
Source: RefSeq, a predicted model, not a curated record